Messenger RNA from Monomorium pharaonis (pharaoh ant), 730 nucleotides. RefSeq names its product anti-sigma-I factor RsgI8-like. The coding region runs from base 302 to 730 and encodes 142 amino acids. The transcript is spliced from 4 exons. Lineage: Eukaryota; Metazoa; Arthropoda; Insecta; Hymenoptera; Formicidae. The record is from RefSeq and is a predicted model, not a curated record.
UUAAAGGAAAAACCAAACACUUGGCGCCUUUUUUUACCUUUUUUAAAAAGGUAAUUUUGUUGGGUUUAAUAAACCAAGAUUACAAUUAAUCUACUUUGAUAGAAACUGAAUAAAUAUUCAUGAUAUCCAUAACAAAUCGUUAAAAAUUACGCUAUUUAUGCAGUGUCAAUCCGAGCAGCACAUUGAUUGGCCAAUAUUGGCUAUAAUAACAGUUGACGAAUGUUGGAUCAAUGAAUUAUGCUACUAGAAUUAAUGCAUCUAUUGUCUUUUAAAUCCGUGCCCUUCAUUAAACCAGGAAAGCAUGGAGGACGGUGAGGACGAGAUCAUUAUGGCAGUCGCCGAAAAUUUAGAAGAUAUGGAAGUGGAAGAAAGCAAAGAAAAGAAAAAAAUAGCUGCCCUGGAGUAUCAAGUGAAAACUUUACUUAAGAGACUCGAGCUAAUUAGUGCAGAAAAAAAAAUGGCUAGGCCGAGCGAGCCGGGACCGAACGAGCCGGGACCGAGCGAGCCGGGACCGAGCGAGCCGGGACCGAGCGAACCGGGAUCAACCGGGCCGGGACCAAGCCGACCGAGCCAGCCGGGGCCGGAAAAAUCCCAUUCCCAACAAGUUGAACCUGCGGCCAACAUUCCCCGGCGAUGGCAGAAGAGCAAAAAAAAGAAAGACAGAUGGCAAUGGCGAGGCGGGCGAGGCGGCCGAGACGAGCGAGGCGGGCGAGGCGGACGAGCGCCGUGA